Messenger RNA from Eremothecium cymbalariae DBVPG#7215, 1863 nucleotides. RefSeq names its product putative ATP-dependent RNA helicase DBP6 (gene DBP6). The record is from RefSeq and is a predicted model, not a curated record. The coding region runs from base 1 to 1863 and encodes 620 amino acids. The transcript has a single exon. Gene Ontology annotation, molecular function: ATP binding; nucleic acid binding. Gene Ontology annotation, cellular component: nucleus. NCBI's taxonomy places the organism in Eukaryota, Fungi, Ascomycota, Saccharomycetes, Saccharomycetales, Saccharomycetaceae.
AUGUUUGCUCCAAGGUAUGAACCAUCAAAGGUAUGCCGUGUAAAUGAAGUCCCCAGCAAAGCGGAACAAGUUGUUCCUCGUAAGAGAGCAUUGGAAGACUAUAUUGAGAGUGAAAGGGAAACAGAAGGUGAUGAGGAUGAGGACAUGAACGAUGCACAAGAAAGUAUGGGUGCUGAUGAAGACGAUGAACUAGAAAAGCAGGAAAACGGGAUUUCGGAGGAUAUGUUGUCUGGUGAUUCCAAUACAGAAGUGACCAGUUCAAGGCACGAAUCCGUGUUUUCCAGGUUUCGAAAAAGCAUGGCCAGACAGGUUAAGGAUGAUAUUCAUGAUAAGUCAGACUCGCUCAGAUAUGACGAUGAGGAAUCUGUGCCCGUUCAUGAAUUAGCUCCGAUUCCUCAACCGGCUAUUGUUCGAGACAAGAACUUUCAGAAUGCUAAGAGUGAUCACAAGCUAACUGCAUGGUCCAAUAUUUCAAAGAUAGUCUACGACAAUAGUAUGGAGAAGCCGUUCAAUGCUUACAAGACCCUGCUAUCUAGUCGUUUGUUAACUAAUAUUGAAAGCCAAUUUUCACACAUAGCAUUCCCAGUCCAAACAUGCAUGUUGGAUGCCAUUUUGCCUACAUUAACAACGGCAUAUUCUGUAUCAAAAAAAAACUAUACUAGAAAAGUUGGUGAUAUUUUAGUUAAUGCUUCUACUGGUUCAGGGAAAACUUUGGCAUAUUCAAUUCCAAUAGUCCAUAUCCUUUCGAAACGGAUUGUAAAUAGACUACGUGCAAUCAUCCUGGUUCCAACAAAACUUUUGAUUCAGCAGGUAUAUGAGACAAUUCUAACGCUUUCCCAAGGUACUAGUUUAAUUAUCAAUGUAUCUAGACUGGAUAAGUCUUUAAAGGAAGAACAUUUGAAGUUGCAAUCAAAAGAACCUGACAUUCUGAUUGUAACCCCAGGUAGAUUAGUGGAUCAUCUACACAUGUCUACGUUCUCCUUACAAAACCUCAAAUUUCUGAUCUUAGAUGAGGCUGACAGACUGCUAAACCAAUCAUUUCAAAAUUGGUGCUCAGAAUUAAUGACUAAAAUAGAAGCCGAGAAGCUUGAUAAGAACCCGGGAAAUAUACUCAAGAUGAUAUUCUCAGCAACUUUGACCACCAAUACAGAAAAGCUGCAUGAAUUGAUGCUUCACAACCCCAAAUUAAUUACAAUGGGUACUGAAAAACUCUAUAACAUGCCAAAAUUACUUCAAGAAUUUAACAUCCCCAUCCCCACAGCGAAGAGUCAUAAAAAACCGUUGAUCCUCUUACGCCUUCUCUCUACGUUACAAGCACCUGAUCUUAGAGUUUUGGUAUUUGUUAAAAGUAAUGAUGCAUCUAUUAGACUCUCCUCCCUCUUACAAAUUAUGAUCAAUCGCCACCUCGGUACAGAUUCUAUCGAAGUGGCAUCUAUUAACAACAACAACUCAAAAGCCCUCAAUAAAAAAUUAAUCAGCUCAUUUUCCAAGCCUAAUUCCCAACAAAAAACCACAAAGGUUCUCAUUUCCACUGAUCUAAUGUCGAGGGGUAUUGACAUUAUUAAUAUCACUCACGUCAUUAACUAUGAUCUGCCAGUGUCCUCUCAACAAUACGUUCACAGGUGUGGCAGAACUGCAAGAGCACACACACACGGUUCUGCACUAAACAUCCUCGUAGGCAAGGGCGAACUCAACUUCUGGCAUGACCAAAUCAAUACUGAUAUAAGUAGAGACAUUGAAGGUUAUAAAAUCACACCAUUUGAUGGUGAAAAAUUACUGAAUCUAAUUAAAGUAGAUGACAUGGAAGAAGCCACUUAUAAAGACUGUCUCGAAGAGUUAAAACACAACGUCCUAGGCCACUAA